Messenger RNA from Haliotis rufescens (red abalone), 10783 nucleotides. RefSeq lists its product as uncharacterized. Gene Ontology annotation, molecular function: protein binding. Bases 189 to 10376 code for a protein of 3395 amino acids. NCBI's taxonomy places the organism in Eukaryota, Metazoa, Mollusca, Gastropoda, Lepetellida, Haliotidae. The record is from RefSeq and is a predicted model, not a curated record. The transcript is spliced from 54 exons.
UCAUCGGUGGAAAGACCUGUUUAUACCCAGGGUAUCGUUACCCUGAAUAGAACACUCCCGUCGUAGGGACACAGUCCACAGGUGGGAUAAGACUGUCUCGUCCCUGACAGUAUUUGGAUGUAUAUAAAGGACACGAACGAUACAAUUACAGAUGGAAACGUAAUGGAAGUUGGCCGAACAGAGCCGCGAUGUCUGUACAAUGCAGUAUCAUGCUCCUGGUCUGUACAUUUGCUGUGUGGGAUUUGAGCACAGGAUUACAGGAAAAUGCUGAAAAUGUAGAAACGAUUACAACGUACAGGUCAUCGCGUUACACAGUGAAGUGUGGUUUUUGGAAGUGGGGUCGGUGCACAAGAUACAGGCGUCGGACAGACAAGAGAUUUGAGUGCAAAACAGGGUACAAAACAACAGAUGACAGAAGUUGCCCCCAUUCUAUAUGUGACAAUCAGAUCAACCCCGAUGCUUGCAACAUCGACUACAGGACUUCGCACAUCGUAUACAACAAUGGCAGGACACAGUACAAGAGUGGGGGGAGCUGUACUUCCCCGGGGAUCUGUACCAACUGUUAUGAAGGCUUUUUCCCAAGCAAUGAAAGAUGCAGAAUAUGCACCGCCAUCAGCAACUGCGACCUAGAGACGUGCACCAGCAGCAGCAACCAGGUGUGUAGUCGCUGUGAGGGGUUCGUGUCGGAGCAGGCAGGACACAGGGCAUAUGUGGCAUCUUCUGACAGGAGAUCAUGCAUACAGGCAUGUUCCUGGCGGAGUGACAGCACCUGGUGUUAUCCCGGGACCUGCAGGAACGAGUACGCCAGCAACUGUGCCUGCUCCAGUGGUUUCACAGGAAGACACUGCCAGACAAUUACAGCGAAGCCGACAAUAAACUCCAACCUCCUGCGACUGACCGCCAGCAACGGAGACGUGGCCGAGGCACCUCCCAACAUCAACAGUGGUCCAUCUCAGUCCACCAGCUGGUCCAACAUCAACUCCCCUUCCAGCAUGUACUACAAGUUCACAGCCGCGUACAGAACAGUUCCUCCUGCCGGACAUCGUUUCAUUGAAGGCUUUAGAGUGGGCAUUGUCAGUGCUUCUGCUACAUUCAAACUAAAGACAGGUGGAGGUGUUGUCUCCACUAAAGUAGUAACCUGUGGAGGAGUCAGCAGAAGCAGCCCGGACACAGACCUGUACACCUGUGAAGGAACCUCACCAGGGGCGUCUGUACUACCUCUACCCUUCCAACACAGAGACGCUAUCGAAUUCUCUUAUGCAACAAGUAAUGGCGGGUAUGUUAAUGUCCGGAACAAGGAGACUAAGACCCUGGCAACCCACUACUACAGCGGUGCUACACAGACCCACACCUUUACUAUGACCAUUGACCUGGUGGAACCCUAUCACUGUACUGGUUCUACUGCCUGUGUUGGCAGCAUGCUGACUGCUCCCAAUGCCAUCAAGUCUCCAACUGUGAACCUCCGCUGGAGUGGCUGGGUAGAUGAUGAUGCAGGUGUUGACCACUUUGUGAGGGAGGUGUAUGAACUCCACGCUGUUGGGGAUGAACUCAGAGAUAAACGUCGGGUUGACACUACCACUUUGACCAGCUCAUCGACGGCAAACAACUACACACUAACGACGGCGGGCGUGUACUCAGUUGUCCUGUCUGCCUAUGACAAGGCAGGUAAUCACAGAAGUGCCAGACGGAUACUGAUAUAUGAUAGUUCGUCGAUUGUCACAACUCAGUCAAAUAAACAACUCCGUGUGACGACUGCAUCUUCAGCAACGUCAGAGUGGCAAACGACAUCAUCAGCAGUGACAGUGGACUGGACCAACAGAUACAUCAACACAGUACAUCACAGCAACAAGUGGCUCCAUGGGGUGGCUUCCAGUGGUGGCGUCGGCUCGGACUAUGAUGACAACGAGGGUGUCAGAAGUGUGGCUGCCAUCAACAAUGUUCAGGGUGUAACACGGUUCUUGUCGUCAUACAAAGUUGACCAUAAAGGAGGAUGGUCCAUCACCAGUCCCCCAGUUAAUAAGGAGUUCGUCAGUCAAGGUCUGAGUCAGUCACAAACUAUAACACCCUCACUUGCCGAUGGUGACACUGUGCGCUUCUGGAUUCGAGCCUAUGACAUCAAGUCGGACUUGAAAGAAGAGAAUGUGACAGUCCACAUCGACACAUCACCUCCAGUCAUAGAGAACCUGUGGCUCACCAGAGGAGACAGACUCAACAUUAGUGUUCACAGCGUAGAGGAAUUCACCGAAAUGACAAUGGAGUGGGUUGCAUACGAUGAGCACAGCGGCCUGGAGGCAGUGUCAUGGCGGAUUGUAGAUAAAUACCGGGGUCGAGACAUCGUGCAUGGAGUGCAGCACAUCACGGCGCAAGGGAACACAAGCUCAGUUUCUGACUGCAAGAACACCUACGCUGGUGCCGCCAGGGGAGCUAACUGUUACUGCACGCCAGCCAAAGGCUGCUACCAUCGUCACUUCCAAGUGAAGCCCACCAUAGUAGACAGAAGUCUCUCACAUGGAGGAAUAUUUAGUGACAAGAGCAAGGGGUCUCACGACUCUGACUACCAUCUAGAGGUCACUGUAACAAACCACGCCAAACUUACAACAAAGAUGGAGUUUAAAGUGACCAUAGACGCAAGUCCCCCUAACCCUGGCACUGUUCACGAUGGUCACUCGGGGAACCCAGAGGUGGACUACCAGCACAACCUUGAAUUCCAUGCACACUGGGACGGAUUCUUUGAUACAGAGAGUGGAGUCAAGUUCUAUCAAUAUAGAUUUAGCCCAAACUGUUUCCAAGAAAGCGACUUUGGAUUAAAUAAAUCUUCAUUGGAGGUUACUGAAACCUAUUCCACAUCCGCCUCCUGGACAGCGCCCUCUGUCGGCAAGUAUCACGUGACAGUGGUGGCCUACAACCGAGCACUGGAAGCAUCCGACCCUGUGUGUUCUGACGGAGUGACCGUAGACACAACCCCACCCAGUGUCAGUGAGGUGGCAGUGAGAGACUCCAGAGUGGUGGAGGGCCUCGUCAAGUCAUCAGCUGGGGAUGUGUGGUUGAUCGACACCCACAGAAGACGUACCCUGAUAGUCACUCUAAAUAAGAGCUGCAGUGCCAAGGCCACGCCAGUAGAUGACGGGAAGCUUUCCCUGUUUCCAAUACAUCGCUACAACAACGGAAGUGGGAUGCAACUCUACAACACUGACUGUGAAUCUCUCCCCGCUUUGCCCGCCACCUUCAUCAACUCACUCUACGUCUACAGAGAACACCAUCUCUUUGUAAACUGGACUGGCAGUGACACAGAGAGCGGUAUCUAUGACUACGAGCUGGGGCUGAUGUCAGAUCCUUCUGGUGAAGCAGCUCCCGAUAUCCUGCCCUACACGUCCACUCAUCAUCAUCCUCAGUAUCAGGGCUACCAUCCUCGUCUCAGUGAGGGGCAGCAGUUCUAUAUAGCCAUCAAGGCCAUCAACAAAGCUGGUGCCUCAACCAUCAGAGUUGUGGGCCCCGUAAUUGUACAUACAACAUACCCUCUGUUUUCUGGAUCAAUGACGAUGACGUUGAGACACAACUACUUGAUAGCACGUUGGCCAGUGACAGCCUUCACCGAUACUGAGUAUCUACAAUAUGAGGUUGCAGUAGGAUCUAAGGACGGUCAGUCGACGCUUAUCCCCUUCACGGCGCUGCAGUCGGGAGGAGGCUGUACACUGACGUCUCCACCCACGUGUACAGCUGUAGCCCUCACAGACCUCCACUGGGAUCUCCACCACAGCCACACCUACUUUGUGUCGGUCAGAGUCACCAACAUAGUAGGGCUGUCCACAGUGGCAGUGUCUGAGCCCUACGUCCACGACGUCAUGCUGCCGUUACGUGGUGUAGUUGAAGACGUCAUUCCAGUUGGAGAAGAAUCCUUGUUUGAAAUAAACGGUAUGGACGACACUGACUACCAAAUAUCAACACAAACUUUAAGAGCUAGAUGGUAUGGAUUCGACAAUGGAAUAACUGCCAUCACGUACAAACUUGGAAUUGGGUCUCAACCUUUUGCAACAGACAUUCAGGAACAUGUGGACGUUGGAAACACAACCUUUCAUUCUUUCACUGGCUUGGGCCUACAUGAAAAAAAGAAGUAUUUUGUGACUGUCGUGGCGGCUGGAGGUGGAGGAGAGAUGACGGUGUCCUCUGACGGCGUGACGAUCAUCAGGCCAGAUGUUGAUGUCACAGAUGUGACUGUCAGAGACGGGCCAGGAUGCGGUGAUUCUGUUACGGUUGCUUUGCGAAGUGCAGUGAACCAGACGAAUUGUUCACGAGAUGAUAUAUAUCAAGUGUCCACAUCAACAUAUGCGGCCCGCUGGAAUGGAAGCAACUGGCUCAGUUAUCCUGAUGCCAAGUGGAGUUUGCAAAAGAAAGUUGCUCGAACUGAAGACUUAUGGGACACUGAACGAGCCUUUGAGCCUCUUGGAUCAUCUGAGAUGGUUGUAAUUGGCGGUUUAUCUCUAGAAGCAGGGAAUACAUACAGAGCUGCUCUCAAGUUCUGUGUUGUUAACGUAUGUUCUAAAACCAUCUACAGUGACGGCGUGACUGUCAUACCGCAUCCCCCAACACCAGGCAAUAUAUCUCUGACGUACCGUGAAUCUGUAGAUGGACAAGCACAGAUCCAGGUGAUGAUGUCUCGGUUCCGUGAUCCGGACAUACCGGUUCUAUCAGAAGCCUAUGACGUCAUGGACAGAUACGAGUGGGGACUGACAGAUAACAGCCACAACAACAACAUGUUCAUCAACUGGCAGGAGGUGGAUGAACAAACCAUUUUCAGCGGAGGCAUUGAUAAGAUCAAGUUCCAGAUAACCCUACCCCAGCAUCUCGACUUUACCAAGUGCAGAAGAGUGUCAGUGAGGGGCUACAACCAAGCUGGCUUAUACACGAUCGUGUCAGCGGAUGUCAAAGACUGUACAGCAUAUGAUCCUCCAAAUAUCGUGUCCGCAAUUGUCCUAGAUGUUAUCGGGGAGCUCAAAGAAGAUGUCGGUCAUGGAAUAAGCCUAGAACAGAAUAGUCACUGGCAUGAUGCUGACUACACCCCAUACAAGAACAUCCUGUCUGCUGUGUGGCCGACUCUACGUCACAGGAACUACACGUGGGCAGUGGUGUCAGGUGACCAGGUGGACCCCUCAUCUCACUACAAGAGAGAGAGUCUGAUGACCGUCACUGAUCCCUGUAGCAUGCCAGAUGUCAUCAGGUGUGGACACACAGUCAACGAGUUCAUCAACGUCGAGUUUGCAGAGCUGUCCUACCUCAAACAUGGCAAGAGAUUUUAUGUGUGCAUCCACGCCGAUGAGAAGAACUCUCGUUUCGAGAAGUGGACGUCAUAUCUGACUGAAGUGAACGCCUGCAGUAACGGCAUCACAGUCGAUCUUACUCCACCUACACCGGGGACAGUGAAGGUUGAAAACCUUACAGAGGGGACUUUCCAGGUCAGCCGGACAGAAGUUGCGAUCAGAUGGACACGUUUUACUGAUGUGGAAGAGGACAGUUUCUCUGCUCACACUACUGGGAUUGCCUAUUACGAAGUUGCUAUAGGUACCAUCUCUGGUGGACAAGAUGUGGUUACCCACACUAUUGUUGGAUCUGUGAACAAGUAUAUUCUACACAGACUUAAUCUGCAGACCGGAAGUACACACUAUGCCUCUGUGAGAGCAACAGAUUUUGUGAACAAAACAACAGUUGCUGUAUCAGGGGCUUUCCUUGUCGACUCCACACCUCCAGCACUAACUGGACAACACAUACAAGUGGAGGAACGAUACAUUACAUCACAUCUUAUACAUGUUUGUUGGAACAACGUUUUCUCAGACGAAGAAAGUGGAACUGAGGCAUACACUGUUGCUAUGGGUACCAGGCAUGCGUAUGCAGAUGUUUCCGAGUACAUAACGACCGAUCAGGAGUGUUUGGACAUUAACACACUUAACAAAAUAGAGGAUGGUCACUCUUAUUAUAUCACUGUGAAGGCCUUCAACGGUGCAGGUCUGUACACAAUGUCCUCGUCACGGCCUUUGGUUGUGGACACCACGCCUCCAUCUACUGGCCAUGUCUUUGACGGAGUACAAUCAGCUGCCACACCUGGUGACAAAGACAAGGACUACAUCACCAGUGUCUCAGAGAUGGGGGCCUACUGGGAAGGCUUUGAUGACCCACAUUCAAGUGUUGCCACGUACACGGUCAAGGUCGGGACCUGCGCAGGCUGUGAUGACACAAUGAAUGAGUCCAAGACAGGAUUAAAGCAAUACAUCAGCCUCCAGCACAUCCUGCUCUCCCCCGGAGUGAAGUACUUCACCACAGUGACAGCCUGUAACACGGCAGGCCUCUGCAGCAGCUCCUCCACCUCAGACGGUGUCAUCCUGGACAGCUCCCCGCCAGUUACUGGCACAGUGCAGGAUGGCACAGGCGACGUGGACAUACAGUUUCAGGCGGCCAGGACAUUCAUCGGGUGCAAGUGGCGAGGCUUUAGCGACCCUGAAUCAGGAUUAGACCACUACGAAUGGCUUGUAGGGACAGAACCCGGAGCUGACGAUAUUCUUGCAGCCAGGAAUGCAGCCUUGGGCGAGGUCAUCUUUCACACCAUACCACAUAAUCAACAGCUGCCCGUAGGACUGACAUUGUACAACACUGUCCGGGCGUUCAACAAAGGAGGACUGUACUCAGAGGCGACGUCUAAUGGGGUACUAGUGGAUGACAGUGCCCCCAUUGUAGUCACGCGACCGGCAGUGAAAAGUUUAAUGUCCCUUGUUCCGAACACGACAGUCAGUCGGACAGUUCUGGGUUUACACUGGGAGUUCCAGGAUGCUGAUUCCUUCAUGAAGCGCCAUUACCUCUCCUUAUCAUCGCACCAGCUGGGAGAGAUAAAUAGUUAUAAUUUAGAGGUACCAGGUUUACUUCGAGAAUACACCAUCGUGAACCUGGACUUGCAUGAUGGCAGUAGAUACACGGUGAAGGUUACUGCAUGCAACAUGGCGGGUCUCUGUGCAUCAGCAAAUACAAAUAACAUUUUGGUUGACAGCUCUAAACCAAAAACAGGUACAUUUGCCACAGAAACUGACCACGCAGUGAAACUCUCACGUCAUCAUCCAGAUUGGAUGACAUGGAACAGGACCAGUCUAAAGCUUGCCUGGCUUGGCUUCUCUGAUCUACAUUCUGGAAUAGACCAUUACCUUGUAUCAGUAGGAUCUCAAGCAUUCGGAACAGACUUCAAUACCGGCAAACUACCAGAAAAGGUCUUCCACAGUACCACGGGCGUGGACAGGGGCGAUGAAGGAAUUCUUCAAAGUUUUACAAUACCCACUCUGAACCUGCCGUCGUCAGGAUCUGUGUUUUUAGCUAUCUGGGGUGUAAAUGGGGUUGGUCUACAGAGUGAUGCCUACCACGCUGAACUGGUCCUGGAGGCGGACUCUUCUCUGUGGCUGGUGAGGAGGUGCCAGGCCUACAACUGUGAGGGGCACUGUGUCUGUGCUGUGCAGGGUGGUACUUGUUCACCCAGUAAAGCAUGUACACAACACAAAACAGGUGGAGCAAAGAUAAACAUCACUAUCAACGACGUUGUUGACCUCAUGUCCCCGGGGGGUUCUAAUGACGUCGACGUCAGUCUGUUCAACACUGUGAUGGCCGCCACCUGGUCUGACUCGUCACGAGGAUCGCCUGUUACGCGAUAUGAAUACAGUAUAGGAGAGAGUGGUGGUUCGUUGCCAGGCGGUGUGUUUUAUACCGCGACAGAAAGAGUUUGGUUCGAUGCAGGUCAACAAACAUCUACUAUUUUGCCAUUACCUACAGGCAGGUUUCUGACAUCUGGAGUGAAAUAUUCCUUCUUUGUGAGGGCGUGGUAUAACGAAACCUACAUCAUCUUCAAAUCGGAUGGCGUCCUCAUCCAAAUAGCACCACCUACAGUAACAGAUAAAACGGGGAACGCUGUAAAGGAGCUUGUACAUCCAACUGAGACCAAAGACACAGACUUCCAGACACAGAAUGGAACUCUAUUUAUCCAGUGGAGUGGCAAGUUCCUUCAGGGCCAGAGCGGCAUCAACAGAUACAGAAUCUUCAUCAGCACAGUACCGGGAGGUCACAGUAUCCACGCUUCAGGGGACCUGACCACCACCAGUUACACAGCAACAGGUCUCAGUCUACAUCCAAACACAGUCUAUUACUCCAGUGUCCUAGCUUACAACAAGGCUGGUCUGGUCAGCUGGGCCUACUCUGAUGGAGUACAGGUGGACGUUCUGCCUCCAGUGACAGGCAGAGUGAAAGAUGGACCAGAUGUUCAUGACUUGGACUACCAGAGAUCUCCUGAUGAAAUCUCCGCCUCCUGGUACGGAUUCUCUGACACAGACUCCUCCAUUGCCAAGUAUUUCUGGUGUGUGGGAACAGUCAACGACACUACAGACUGCAGUGUGAUGGACUGGAUUGAUGUUGGACUGCACACAUCUUCUAGGAGGUCGCUUUCUUCUCUAUUCGUAAAUGGUACAAGAUUAUGGAACAAGGUGUAUGCUGUGGAUGCUGUAGGUUACACCUCGGAUAUAGUUGUAUCUGAUGGAGUCGUUAUUGAUGCAUCUCCACCUGAACGUCAGGCUCUGGCGUAUCUGGGUGACAACCUGGUGAAGAACCCAUCAUUCGAGCUUGAGGAUAUUCCUGGUAAUUCCACACGCUGCAACCUUGUUAUACCGACAACGUGGGAAACUGACACAACGUCCUGUGUAAAGGUUCUGGCGCCCGGAUCACCUUUAGCUAAAGACGGACAUAUGUUUGUGUCCAUCAGUGGGAGAAUUCACCAAAGGAUCUCUGGUCUUGAGACUGGGAGGCAGUACAAGCUGACUCUACAUGCUGGAUACCCAGAAACUGUUUCCAACAACCACAGGUCGGUUGAUGCAAUAGUUACAAUAGGCAGUGAAGUCUUCAGCUUUACACUUGACCCUAACCUCUGUAGAGGCACCUGCAGUGUCGGAGAUCACUCAGUCGUCCUCUGGAACAAACACACAUACAGGUUCACAGCCGUAGAUACAAGUGCAGUACUGAAGAUAGCGUCAUCGUCCAGGAUGAUGGAGUUUGUAUUGGACCAUGUGAGUGUUCAGACUGUGGACUAUGUUGCUGGUCCGGACAGUGUGGAUACGGAGGAACAUCUGGUGGUCCACUCUGUGUUCCUGUCUCACUGGUCAUCUCUACAUGCUUCCUGGCACUUUGUGGACCAACAGUCUCCAAUCACACAAUACAAGUGGGCGAUCGGCACAGUUCCAGGUGGUACACAUGUACAGGGCUACACGGACGUAGGGAGAGAAACCCAGGGAACACUAUCUAACUUGCAACUGUCCCAUGGUGCUACUGUUUACAUUACUGUCAUGGCAACGAAUGCCGCGGGGCUGUCCACAGUUACAUUCUCUGAUGCCAUCACAGUAGACAUGACCGCACCACAGUUCGACUUCAUCAGUGAUGGGCUUGAUGGAUCAGAUGAAGACUAUCAGACAUCAGCUGUGGUAGGUGUCUACUGGCAAGCAAGAGAUGAAGAAUCAGGUGUAGAACACUGCGACUGGGCUAUCGGGAGAACACGAGGCAGCAGUGACAUAAAGCAGUUUGAGAGGGUGUCCACAGGUCAGUCCACAGCUCAACAUGACAUCAGCUCUAAGCUCCACACAUCGUCCAUGACAGUCUACACAACAGUCCGGUGCUUUAACAAUGCAGGACUGGUGGCGGCCAUGACGUCAGAUGGAGUUGAGGUGAUCCAGGCGAGGAACCAAACAUCAGUUCCAGGCUUCAGUAUCCUGAGAGAAAGUCAAUCGGUGUACAGUGAGCGGGAUGUGUGUCACCAGAGUCAGGAGAAAGUCAGGCUCCGGUGGGAUGCAGCAGGCAGCAAUUUCAAAACAGUUGUGUUGCUGAUGUUUCAGAUUGGUAUUGAGGGAGAGAAGCGGACACAGCAGAGUGUUGUCCCCGUCCAUCUGGACUACACCUUUGCCACACUGUCGGGUGUAACUCUAAAGAGUGGAUCGACAUAUCAUGUCCUCAGCUUUCCUGUUGAUGUACUUGAAACAAAAGGAGAAACAACUUUGUUGAACUUCACCAUGCAUGGGGUUUCCCCACUGGUAGCAGCUUCUGGUCAUUUGUCUGUGGUCAAAACUGGAGUCCAACUGACCGUCUCCUGGCGGAAUGUGUUCGCCUCACCCUGGGACGACCUCAAGUAUGAAGUUCACGUUGGAACAGUUCUUGGGGGCGCCGAAAUUGUCGACAGGCUGUUAACAGAAGACGACGAGAUGACUCUGACUUUGAAUUCCAAAUAUCGGAAACUUGAUGCUAUAUAUGUUACUUUAAGCGCUAUUGAUACAUGUGGUCUACCGACUCAGUACACACAAACAAUAAGUUUGAACUGAAUGCAAGUGGUUGUUUUUUGUUCGAAAUAAUGCUUCACUAUAUAGCUACACCCGCUGCCCUGCUGCAAUUGAUAACCUUGGUUGAUGUUAUAACUGACGCCGACGUUUUGAUGGCCUUCCACAUACUACAAUUAUAUAAUUUGAAUAGUAUUUUUCAUUGAAUAAACAAUUAUGCUUAUACGAACACAUAUAUUCAUUUGGUGUGAUGCAAAUGACACACAUAAUAUGCCGCUCCGGUGAAACGUUUCUUGGCUUCUUUCGCGUGCAGAUUCUGACACAUAAUGAGACUAGAAACGGGGGCUGAUGAACAGUGGAUAUUUAUGGUGGAUUAUUAUGUUUCUAUACUUACAUGGCAUGUUAUUUGUAUUCUAUUACAUUUUUAUUGCAAUAAAACUCCUUUCAUUGAA